Molecule: messenger RNA, 800 nt
Organism: Gossypium raimondii (Peruvian cotton)
Lineage: Eukaryota; Viridiplantae; Streptophyta; Magnoliopsida; Malvales; Malvaceae
Product: mitochondrial pyruvate carrier 1
Exons: 5
Coding region: 159-485 (108 amino acids)
Biological process (GO): pyruvate import into mitochondria
Cellular component (GO): mitochondrial inner membrane
Source: RefSeq, a predicted model, not a curated record
AAAAGCAAAGUUAAAGCUUAGAACAAGCUGGAAAAAGACCGCUGCUUGAAUUAGAACUUGGGCAUGAUUUUUGGUUUUUGCCCGAGAAUAGUUUGAAAUUUUGUCCUAGCUCCUAUACCUAUACAUUGGCAAGCUACAUUCAGCAAUAUUUGUAACAGAUGGCUUCUUCCUUCCGAGCAUUCCUAAACAGUUCAGUUGGCCCAAAAACAACUCACUUUUGGGGGCCUGUUGCAAAUUGGGGUUUUGUUCUCGCUGGAUUGGUGGACAUGAAUAAGCCCCCAGAAAUGAUUUCUGGCAACAUGACAUCAGCGAUGUGUGUCUAUUCUGCAUUAUUCAUGAGGUUUGCAUGGAUGGUACAACCACGAAACUAUCUACUGUUGGCGUGCCAUGCUUCAAAUGAGACAGUACAGCUCUACCAACUCUCCCGUUGGGCAAGAGCUCAAGGGUAUUUGUCGGAUAAGAAAGACAAAGCUACAUUGCAGUAAAGCAGCUUCAGUUGGAGCUAGCUGCUUUUCGUUUCUUUCCCUUCCAAGUGUCUGUGAGUUUUACUGUGAUCUGUGAAGAUUGUAGUAUUCUGAACUUACUAUUAAAGCAUUCAUUUUGACUGCUAAACCAAUAAUGAUUGUUGGAGUGCAUCUUGAUUGACCCUAUAAUGUGUUCUGAAUCUUGAUUUUACCUGUUAAAAAGGUAAAAUUAGCUUAGAGUUACGAUCACUGUUGAUUUGGGCAUCAAGUCAUGUUUUUAAUAAACUUUGAAUCGAUUUAGCAGAUCACAGAAUGUAUAAUUUUUAACUUUGUCCA